This is a messenger RNA of Gastrolobium bilobum, 2076 nucleotides long. RefSeq lists its product as uncharacterized. Bases 1 to 2076 code for a protein of 691 amino acids. The record is from RefSeq and is a predicted model, not a curated record. The transcript is spliced from 10 exons. Lineage: Eukaryota; Viridiplantae; Streptophyta; Magnoliopsida; Fabales; Fabaceae.
AUGGCGGAAACUACUCGAUGUUUGCCAAUCAUUGAAGAAGAGGAAAUAGACGAUGACUUCUAUGAGAAGAUUGAAGCGCCCAAGUUCGUGGACUUCACCGCACCUGAUGUUCGCCGCUCCGACGAUGACCGCCACUGGUUCUGCUUGCGCUUUGGAUGUGACCAAAAACAUGAACAAGAGUUGGACUCUGAAGCAAUUUACAAGAAUUUCGUUCUUCGGGUUAUGGCAGCCAGAAGUCCCAAUGUACGCCUCAGAAAGGCAUUAAAUAGAAGAGAAGCAAGUGCAAAUUUGAAGUGUCCCCUUACAGCUCCAGCAAAGUCAAGGGUGUCAAGAAUGCCUUUGAUUUCCUCGUUGUCACACAAGAUGAAUGACAACAAUGUGAAAGUUAAACCUCUUUCUAAGUUUGCUGCAGCAACCCCAAAUGCUAAGGUGAAGCAACCACCUUCUGUGGCCAAGGCUUUGACUACCCCAAGGAAUCAAAACAAGGUUUCCAAACUGGAACAAUUUAGAAGUGUUCAGAGCAAGAAAGCAAUGACUGUUGUUGCGCCUAAGAGCAGAGUGAUAGCGAAGGCUCUAGUUUUUCACUCGCCAAAGAAGGUGGUAAAGACCAAGAGUUCUGUUGAAUUGAAUACAGCCAUGAAAACAUUGUGUUCGGCAAUGAACAAGCUUGAACUCAGUGGAGGGAAGAAGAAUGGAGAAGGAUGUAACAACCCAUUGCCAGUGGCUGCCUCUAGAAAACAAUUCAGGGGACGAGAGGUUAAAAGCCGUGUGUUUGAUUCAUUGUAUUCUAAUAAUCGCAAGGAACAAGAAACUAACAAUCUGAGAUGUUUGAAGGAGAGGAAGGUUAAAGGCAUGCAGAAACGCCAGGUUACUGUGCCUCGUGAAAAUGACUCUAGUAACAAGGAGAUGAUGGAUGAAAAAUCAAGGGGUGACUCUCUAGAAAGAUGCCCUGAAUCAGGAACUUCGGGAGGUGGUAGUGAACUGUCUCUGGGAGAUGAAGAAUCCCAAGAACAAACAAGAGGAGAGAGUUCAGUUCUAGCUUUGUCAGAAGCUUCUAGAGAUGGCAUUACCUCGCUAUCAAGUUUGAACGAAGAAGAGAACAAGACUACUAAAGGGGGUGAAAAUGAAGAGAGAAAGAACCCGGUUUCAGAGACUGGAAAAGUUCAGGAAGCCAAAAAGAGAAAGGAUGGAGAUAAUUCUGUGGCUUCAGCUGCUGAUAAAGAAAAUGAGAGCGAACUCACAGUGAACGAUGACAAGGAAAAUGCUACAGCCCCUGAUGAGAACAUAGCGAUGAGUACCAAUGAUGGUGACCCGAAAAAGGCAAUUCAUAGCAGCAAGCAUGAAGAUUCGAGGAAAACACACAAGAAAUCCACAUUGACCUCUACCGGUUCUCAAGUUGUACAGUAUAGAAAAUUAAAGCCCACAAAUCCUAAGCCUUUUAAGCUGAGAACUGAUGAAAGGGGAAUUCUUAAAGAAGCGAAUUUGGAUAAAAAAAUUCCCUCACCCUCAGCCAAAGGUGGCAAGGCAAUUGGGAAACAUCAGAAUGUAAACCUAAACAGAAAAAAUGAAACUUGUCCCUCACGAAGUGAACAAGAUAUUGAUAAUUAUAGCAGCUGCGAUGAGAGAUCAAACCAAACAACACAAGAAAAUCAAUCUGGGUGCAUUCAAAAUGACAAGAAGGCACCUCACAGAAAUCCUGGUCCUAAACUUCAGAAACCCAUUGAUCUGGAUGACAAUUUCAAAAGAAAAUCUGUAAUGAUGCAACGUAAAGUAGUAAGGCCUGGAAGUGCUCUUUCGAGGAAUAAAGAAAAAGUUCUCCUUGCAACAGCUUCUAAACUCAAUGUUAUUAUUGAAAAACCGUCAGACAUUGUGAAGCCAAAGGAAGCAGCAAAGACAAGAAAAAAUGAUGCUUCUUCACCUACAAGCAAUGCCGAUUCCUCUUCCAGGCCUUGUUCGCGAGGACGGAGGAGGGCUUUAACUGUUCCAAAGGAACCAAAGGCUUUAACUGUUCCAAAGGAACCAAAGUUUCAGAGCCUGCACGUGCCAAAGAGCUGCACCACCAGGAAACCGACUUAG